CGUUUUUUCAAACGAACUCUUGAACCCUAAUCUCUUCUUCAUCUUCAAGCAGCCACCUCUUUCGCCAGCUAUGGAGUUUUGGGGUAUUGAGAUUAAGCCUGGAAAGCCCACCAAGGUGGAACAAGAAGAUGGGUAUAUGAUCCAUGUCUCUCAGAUUGCAAUUGGUGAGUUCAACAAGGUUGGAGAUAAGACUGUUCAGGUCUUUGUGAAGGUUGGUGGUGGUGAUAAGCAAAAGCUUCUCAUCGGAAACCUCUCUCAGAAGGUUCCUCAAGUUCCUCUUGAUCUCUUGUUCGAGCAAGAUUUUGAGGUCUCACAUGAGUGCAAAAGCUCCAGUGUCUAUCUUCUUGGUUACAAGACCGUUGAUCCUAUGGAUGGUGAGCUCAACUCUGAUUUUGAUUCAGAGGAUGAGGAUAUUCCCAUGGAUAUGUUUCGAAGUGAAUUGGAGAAAUCAAAGGCCAAUAGGCUGAAUGGUCAAAAGGCCAACCUUGAAGAUGAUGAAUCUGACUCUGAUGAGAUGGGUUCGGAUGAGGAUGAGGAUGACUCAGAAGAAGAAGAGGAUACACCUGUAAAGGUUGAGCCUCCGAACAAGAAAAGACCAAAUGGUGGAGCAACGAACAACAACAACACAGUUGCAUCAAAGAAAGCCAAAGUUGCAAAUCAGCAAGGAGGGCAUAAGGGGCACAAGUGCGGCGGUGUUCAUCCUCCAAAAAGAAAUUAGAGAGAGCCAAGUCUCAUUUUUUUCAUAUGAAGUUUUGAUAGUAUUUUCCUUGUUGGUGAAUGGUUGAGUUACUUGUGAGGAUUUUGGAUUUUGUUUAAUCAUUCAAAUAUAUUUUAUGUUGUUGUCUGCCAUGUCAAUGGUUUUAAAUGAAGUAUGCUUUUUGUUA
Messenger RNA from Brassica oleracea var. oleracea, 884 nucleotides. RefSeq names its product histone deacetylase HDT4. The record is from RefSeq and is a predicted model, not a curated record. NCBI's taxonomy places the organism in Eukaryota, Viridiplantae, Streptophyta, Magnoliopsida, Brassicales, Brassicaceae. The coding region runs from base 71 to 718 and encodes 215 amino acids. The transcript has 8 exons.